Messenger RNA from Brassica oleracea var. oleracea, 672 nucleotides. Its product is annotated as disease susceptibility protein LOV1-like. The transcript has 3 exons. Bases 1 to 672 code for a protein of 223 amino acids. The record is from RefSeq and is a predicted model, not a curated record. NCBI's taxonomy places the organism in Eukaryota, Viridiplantae, Streptophyta, Magnoliopsida, Brassicales, Brassicaceae. Gene Ontology annotation, molecular function: ADP binding.
AUGGCAGACGCAGUGGUUGCAUUUGGUUUGCAUUUUCUCUGGGAGCUUCUCAUUCGAGAAUCCAAUCGGCUCAAAGCAGUCCAAGAACAAGCCACCGAGCUGCAAAACGAUCUGAGACGGCUAAAAUCUUUCGUGAAAGACGCAGAAGCAAGAGCGAGAGAGUUAAGACUUGCGUACAAGAGAUCGUUAGGGAUCAAGAAGCAUUUAAAGAGAGUUUCUUGCAUCACAUUUGCUCAUCAGAAGCUUAGCUCUCAGAUCAGAGGCAUAAGCAGAAGGAUCUCCAAGGUUAUAGACAAUAUGGAGACGUUUGGAGUUAGAGAGAUUAUAAACAAAGUUGAAGAAGAAGAAGAUCAAGAGACUUUACCGGAAAGAGUUAUGAGUGUUGAGAAACUAGUUGGUCAUCUCGUGGAAGAGAAUGGAGUUCAAGUUGUUUCUGUUUGCGGUAUGGGCGGCAUUGGGAAAACAACUCUUGCAAGACAAGUUUUUCAUCAUGAGAAGGUCCGGCGUCGUUUCAAUGGAUUUGCUUGGGUGUUUGUUUCACAAGAGUGUAGGCAAAAGCAUGUGUGGCGAGGGAUAUUACAGAGCCUUAUGCCGAAAAACGAGGAACAAAGAAUUGUGGAAAUGACAGUUUCUGGACUACAAGAUGAGCUCUUUAAACUACUUGAAACUUAG